UAAAAUUCAACAACCCUAAAGUACCAUCAUUUAUCUUGUGCGCGAAUUGUUCCUGUCUAAAUUAUCAAAAGGCGGAACCGCGCCAAAAAAGCGGAUCUCCCGAGUGGUCCAACUGCCCCAAGACACAAUCAAGGUUCCAAGAACCCGCCGGAUCGAUUUUAAAGUUCUUGAGAUCCAGCAAAGCACCACAAAAUGCAGUCUCACAGCAAAAAACGCGUCUGCUACUAUUAUGAUAGUGACAUAGGAAACUACUACUACGGCCAGGGUCAUCCCAUGAAGCCACACCGCAUACGCAUGACCCACAAUCUGCUCCUAAACUAUGGGCUCUACCGGAAAAUGGAGAUUUACCGACCGCAUAAAGCAACCGCCGAUGAGAUGACCAAGUUCCAUUCGGACGAGUACGUCCGGUUCUUGCGCUCCAUCCGUCCGGACAACAUUUCGGAGUACAACAAGCAGAUGCAGCGCUUCAAUGUGGGCGAGGACUGUCCCGUCUUCGAUGGACUCUACGAGUUCUGUCAGCUCUCCGCCGGCGGAUCCGUGGCAGCCGCUGUCAAAUUAAACAAACAGGCCUCAGAGAUAUGCAUCAAUUGGGGCGGCGGCCUGCAUCAUGCCAAGAAAUCGGAGGCCUCCGGUUUUUGCUAUGUCAACGACAUCGUUUUGGGUAUUUUGGAGUUGCUGAAAUAUCACCAGCGUGUUCUGUACAUCGACAUUGAUGUCCAUCAUGGCGAUGGCGUUGAGGAGGCAUUCUACACCACUGAUCGUGUGAUGACCGUGAGCUUCCACAAGUACGGCGAGUAUUUUCCGGGCACUGGCGACCUCCGGGACAUUGGCGCCGGCAAGGGAAAGUAUUAUGCCGUGAAUAUACCUCUGCGCGAUGGCAUGGAUGACGAUGCCUAUGAGAGCAUCUUCGUGCCCAUUAUCAGCAAGGUGAUGGAGACAUUCCAGCCGGCGGCCGUGGUGCUGCAGUGUGGCGCCGAUUCCCUUACCGGCGAUCGGUUGGGUUGCUUCAAUCUGACCGUCAAGGGUCAUGGCAAGUGUGUGGAGUUUGUGAAGAAGUAUAACCUGCCAUUCCUCAUGGUCGGCGGUGGUGGCUAUACCAUCCGCAACGUCUCCCGCUGCUGGACGUACGAAACAUCGGUGGCAUUGGCCGUGGAAAUAGCCAACGAACUGCCCUACAACGAUUAUUUCGAGUACUUUGGGCCCGACUUUAAGCUGCACAUCAGUCCCAGUAAUAUGACGAAUCAGAACACGUCCGAGUACCUGGAGAAGAUCAAGAACCGUCUGUUCGAGAACCUGCGAAUGCUGCCCCACGCCCCGGGCGUUCAGAUCCAAGCGAUCCCCGAGGACGCCAUUAACGAUGAGUCUGAGGACGAGGAUAAGGUCGACAAAGAUGAACGACUGCCACAGAGCGACAAGGAUAAGCGCAUUGUGCCAGAGAACGAAUACUCCGACUCCGAGGAUGAGGGCGAGGGUGGACGCCGGGACAACAGGACGUACAAGGGCCAGAGGAAGAGGCCGCGUCUGGACAAGGAUACUAACAGCAACAAGGCUUCCUCAGAGACGUCCAGCGAAAUAAAGGACGAGAAGGAGAAGGGAGAUGGAGCCGAUGGCGAGGAAUCCACUGCCUCAAAUACGAACAGCAACAGCAACAAUAAUAGCAACAACAAGAGCGACAACGAUGCGGGAGCGACAACCAAUGCAGGAUCCGGCACCGGAUCGAAUUCCGGUUCCGGGGCCAAGGGUGCCAAGGAGAACAACAUAUGACGUGGCGGCCGCAAUUGGUUAUAGAAGCCAAUUAAGCGACCGCCGAAGUACAAGCCGCCGGAUUUUACCUAGCGACCCUUGAACUCUCCCCCACCUUCAAUCAUGUCUCCCGAACACGUCCCCUGAGCCAUGUCCCGUCUAUGUAUCCCAUCAUCAUCAUCGCAGUUAGCAUGUCAAUCCAGCACAACUAUCCACACAUCUCCACACGAUCGAUCAGUCGAGAGCCGUAUUCCAUCGAUUUUCCUGGGGGAAAAUCAGUAAUCAGUGGGCGGGACUUGAACUCUUCGUAAGCUAAAAUACAAUUUAUUGUAAUUGUGUAAGUUAAGAAAAAAGUAAAACAAAUAAAGGAGGAUCUACCUAUGUCUAAGUGAUCCCUUGUGGAGAUUCAUGCAGAAAAUAAUCUAAUCCAAAUAAAUAUUUAUACCAUACAUAA
Drosophila serrata is the source of this 2197-nucleotide messenger RNA. RefSeq names its product histone deacetylase 1 (gene HDAC1). The record is from RefSeq and is a predicted model, not a curated record. Lineage: Eukaryota; Metazoa; Arthropoda; Insecta; Diptera; Drosophilidae. Gene Ontology annotation, cellular component: NuRD complex. Gene Ontology annotation, biological process: heterochromatin formation. Gene Ontology annotation, molecular function: histone deacetylase activity.